AUGUUGGUCUUGGUCAGAAAUAUUAGAUUUGACCUAAAUUUCUUACAAGUCAGCUCACAAAUAGUUUUGGAACCGGAGAUCCACAUUCAUUUGUCAAACUAUAUCAUGCCACUCUAUAAUCUUAGCUUAGAUGUAAUUGAUAUGCAACUUCAAGAGCUCAAUCGUCGUUUUGAUGAAGUCAAUACUGAAUUACUUCUUUGUGUUGCUUGCUUGAGUCCAAAAGACUCAUUUAGUGCAUUUGACAAGAAAAAGUUAGUCAAGAUGGCUGAAUUCUAUCCAUAUGUACAUGGAGACGACAGAUUUAGUAAUUUAAAUGGAAUAGGAGAGCUUUCAAAGAGGAUGGUGGAGGUCGAGAAGCAUAAUAUUUAUUCACUAGUGUAUUUACUAUUAAAGUUGGCGCUAAUUUUGCCUGUAGCUACAACAACCGUGGAGCGAGCUUUUUCAGCGAUGAAAUUGAUAAAGACAUACAUCGAGAAGGAUGUAUUUAAUAGUGUCACCAAUGAUGUAAUUAUUCAGUAUUUUCAGGAUAUAAAAACUCGUCGAGGAUAA
Mercurialis annua (annual mercury) is the source of this 549-nucleotide messenger RNA. RefSeq lists its product as uncharacterized. The transcript is spliced from 4 exons. NCBI's taxonomy places the organism in Eukaryota, Viridiplantae, Streptophyta, Magnoliopsida, Malpighiales, Euphorbiaceae. The record is from RefSeq and is a predicted model, not a curated record. The coding region runs from base 1 to 549 and encodes 182 amino acids.